CAGGAGAUCUUGAAUGGACUUCAAACAAAUUCAAUAGAAACUCAUGAGCAGCGCCAACAAGUGGCGAACGAUCUUGAAGUCAUCACAUCAGUUUCAGCGGAUCUUACAACAACGGAUGUCACUCAGACAUCUGAAGCUCUGACAGAGAUUGUCAACACAACUACACUUACUCCAGAGACAUCGAGUUCCGUUGUAGCAACUGUUGGAAAUUUACUUGAAGUUCCUGAAGAUCAAUUACAAGAGAGCGGUCAAACCCAAGAGAUCCUGGCAACAUUGGAUUUAGUUGGUGAGAAGGUGGAAGUGGCUGAGGGAGAGGAAUAUACAGAAGUAAGCGGCAGUGUUGCCAUUGCUGUUGUACAUCCUACUCAAGAUGACGCAAACAGGGGUAUAGGAUAUGGAGUAACAAAUUUAUCGAUUAAAAAUCUGAAAGGAUUCAGAUCUGACCAACUCGCAACAUUUUUUGAGAAGCCUCAUUCAAACAUGACUUCAUACAUUACUGUACCUGGCUCUGCAACAAAUGAUCUAGCAGAUCGAAGAAUCAGUUUUUUGGCUUUUCCUGAUGACAAAUUGUUCCGUUCCAAUUCUCCGAGUACAUUUACUACGUUUAACAAUGUCACUGUUAAUUCUGAUGCUGUGUUGUCGGCUACUGUGGUCAAUGCAAGUGGACCUUUGAAUAACCUUGAUCCACCUGUUGAAUUGGGUUUUAGUAUCACUGAGGGUUUGAUUGCAGGUAGAAGUGUUUGUGUUUAUUGGGAUGAAGUGACACUUACUUGGUCAGAUGUGGGUUCUGUAAUCACCAAUUCCUCAAACACCACGUUGACUUGUACAUUUAACCAUCUCACCAACUUUGCAACUUUGUUUUUGCCUGGAGAUGAUACCAGCAUCAGUAAUUCACAUGUUCUUGAUAUCUUGACUGUGGUUGGUUGUUCCAUCUCCGGUGCCUCUUGUCUCCUCCUCAUUCUCAUCUUCAUCUUUGUUCCGUGAGUUUACAGUGUUGCCACUUUAUUUUUCCCAGUGUUGCCAUUUUUCACAGCUUUAGAAUGAGAAUAUAUGUUAUUAAAAAACAUGGGCAAAAAACAUAAUUUUUAAUUAUUUAGGCACUUUAACUUUAACAGAAUUGACCAAGAUUGUUUGCCAAUAUGUUCAUUAAAACUAUGUUUUAAACAGUAUCAUAAUCACGUAAUAAUAAAUGAGGGUAUAAACAAUUUUAAACAUUGGAAGAGGUGCUGGUUUCAGUUAAUUACAAUCCAGCUAAUUUGUGAUCAGGAUUACAUCAGUUCAAAAUAAAAUACCUAGUUGAUUUUUUUUUAGGUUUAAUAUUA
This is a messenger RNA of Ciona intestinalis (vase tunicate), 1322 nucleotides long. Lineage: Eukaryota; Metazoa; Chordata; Ascidiacea; Phlebobranchia; Cionidae. The record is from RefSeq and is a predicted model, not a curated record.